AUGCAUUGGGCAAGGUUGCGAGGUGGAGAAAUCAGAGAGCACCAGACAAAAGGCAAGUACGCAGAGUCAGAGGUGAAAAAGAAAGGGCAAAAGAGAACAAAACAAGGGGAGCUCUUUGGUUUCAAUGGGUUUGAUCAGCGGAGGGGUGUUCUUCAAGAUCUUGGCGUUCCUCUGCUUCAUCAGAUUAUCUCAAGUCCUGAAGUGGCACUCUGUCGUUGUAAGAAUGCUUGGCAUGUAAUGCUACAUAAGAAAGCGUCAUUUCCAAGUAAAAGGCUGGAAAAACAAGGAAGAAACUCCGCCACACCGGAUCUCCCUCCCCUCUGGAAGGCAAGCAGUUUCUCCAAAAUCCAGCAUGAAGCAUAUGACUACAUCAUUGUCGGCGGGGGCACGGCCGGAUGCCCAUUGGCAGCAACGCUGUCGAAAAAGUACAAGGUGCUGUUGCUUGAGAGAGGUGGAUCUCCAUAUGGCAACCGCAACAUCUCAUACCUUGAGAACUUCCACAUUUGCUUGACCGAUGAAUCGAAGAAUUCCCCAUCUCAGGGAUUCAUCUCCACUGAUGGUGUCAUCAAUUCCCGAGCAAAGGUUCUAGGUGGUGGAACAUGUAUAAAUGCCGGCUUCUACAGCCGAGCCAACCGAAGGAAACAUCGAUAUCAAAAGAUGGGACUAAUCCUGUUUGAUCUUACUAUCACAAGAAGAAUUAAGUGGUUCAGCAUGGUUGGUCAGAUAUACCAGGAUAUUUCACAGCUAUUCAAUCUGAAGCCCCGCUGUAGAUUUGUGAAGGAUGCAGGAUGGGAUGAAGAGUUGGUGAAUCAGUCCUACCCCUGGGUCGAAGAGAGGAUUGUUUAUUGGCCAAAGAUUGCACCUUGGCAAGCUGCCCUACGUGAUGGGCUGCUUGAAGCAGGGGUAUCGCCUUACAAUGGAUAUACCUAUGACCAUCUCUUUGGAACCAAAGUUGGGGGAACCAUCUUUGAUGAGGCAGGGUACCGGCACACUGCUGCUGACCUCCUAGCUGCUGCAAAUCCUGACAACCUCAGAGUGCUGCUUCAUGCUAGUGUGAACAAAGUAAUUUUCAAAACGAGACAUGGACAUCAGAAACAGAGUGCUAUUGGGGUUCAAUUCAAGGAUGAGAAUGGUGGGCACCAUCAAGCCUUUCUCAGCCAAAAGAGAGGCAGUGAGAUUAUUGUCUCUGCCGGCGCAAUUGGAAGCCCCCAGCUGUUACUGAUCAGCGGCAUUGGACCAAGGAGUGAACUUAAGAAGCAUAACAUUUCUAUAGUUCUUCACAACGAGCACGUGGGUAAAGGGAUGUCAGACAACCCAUUGAGCUCCGUAUUUAUACCCACCAAGGAUCCCCCAAAGCAGUCUCUUAUUGAGACUGUUGGAAUAACUGAUGAUGGUGUGUUUAUCGAAGCCAGCAGCGGUUUCGGCCAGACAGGGGACAGCAUCCACUGCCACCAUGGAAUCAUGUCUGCUGAGAUUGGGCAGUUGUCGACUAUUCCUCCAAAGGAAAGAAGUUUAGAAGCAGUCCAUAAGUAUGUACGUAACAAAAAGAGCCUGCCCAAAGAAGUAUUCCACGGAGGGUUCAUUCUUUCGAAGAUUGAUGGCCCGCUGUCUACUGGCAAUCUAGUUCUUGUGGACACUGAUCCCAACAGCAAUCCUAUCGUCACCUUCAACUACUUCAAACAUCCACAGGAUCUGAGACGAUGUGUUUACGGGAUCAAGACCAUAGAGAAAAUAAUUAGUACGAACACUUUCUCAAACUUCACUCCCAAAGAUGGUGGAUAUUCAAUGGAAAAACUGCUCAACAUGAGUGUAGCAGCUAACAUAAAUCUGAUACCGAAGCAUACAAAUGACAGCACAUCCUUGGAGCAGUUUUGCAGGGAUACAGUGGUCACCAUCUGGCAUUACCAUGGUGGAUGUCAUGUAGGCAAGGUGGUUGACCAGCAGUACAAAGUGAUUGGGACCUCAGGCCUCCGGGUGAUUGACGGAUCAACCCUAUCCAGGUCGCCAGGAACAAACCCACAAGCCACAGUCAUGAUGAUGGGCAGAUACAUGGGAGUGAAGAUCUUAAGGGAAAGGUUAGGACGAGCGGCUGGAGUAUAA
This is a messenger RNA of Triticum turgidum subsp. durum (durum wheat), 2100 nucleotides long. The record is from the annotation of a GenBank genome assembly. Lineage: Eukaryota; Viridiplantae; Streptophyta; Magnoliopsida; Poales; Poaceae.